UCUUGCGGUCAAUGCUGGUCGAGAAAGCAGCAGCCGGACAUAAUAACGGGAUUCUUGAGAAGUCCGAAAUAUUCACAUCGCUUUGAGGACAGAUACUGUCCGCGAUGUCUAUGCCAUUCGAGGAAGUGCUAGAGCAGGUGGGGAGUUUUGGAAAAUUCCAAUACUUUCUCAUUUUCUACCUGUGUUUCCUCGUGGCUCCGCUGCGUGUGAUUCCUCUAUCUGUGCAUAUCUUCACCUUGUUGGAGCCCCCGCAUUGGUGCCGGAUUCCAGAACUUGAGCGAUUCAACUUUACCGAUCUCGAAAUCCAGAGACUUUCGAUUCCCCGGAUCCACGGAAGUCAGGACCAUUUUGAAAAGUGUGAGAUGUACGAUUACGACUGGGGAAAAUGGAAUCCUCUCCCUUCUCCAAAGUUCAACGAGUCCUCGCCUCGGAUCUCGUGCAUGAGUGGGUAUACAUACGACUUCAGCAACUUCUACCCAACGGUCGUGAGUGAGAAUGAUUGGGUGUGUGGCGACACGUACAAAAAUUACAUUGCCAACUCUGUGUUCUUCGCUUCGAUGUCCGUGGGAGUCCUCAUCUUAGGCCACGUAAGCGACAUAGUUGGACGCGUGCCAGUGAUGUUCGUGACUUACGUCGUGGCGGGUUUGACGGGCAUAACGACCUAUUUCAGUGGAGAGUCUUUCGAAUUGUUCGUAGCCACCCGCUUCGUCAUGGGUUUCGUUCUCCUGUCGAUAAGCAUAACACCGUUCGUGCUCGCCGUUGAAUACGUUCCGAAGGAGCGUCGAAUGCUGGUUCUCUCCGCUUUCCGGUUCGUAUAUCCCGUGGUCGGGGUGAUCGUUCCGUGGAUUGCGAAAGCUUCUGGCUACUGGAGAACCCUACAACUCCUCAACGUGAUUCCUUGCUGUAUAGCGGCACCUUUGAGCUUUUUCAUACCAGAGAGCUCCCGAUGGCUUAUGUCGAAGGGCAAGCUAGACCAGACGAAGAAAAUCCUGCACAAGAUCGCCCGCUGGAAUGGAAAAACACUCCCGCCAAAUGCUCUCGAUGGGCUCGAGCUCCCCGGCGGCGACAAGAGAAAACAGAUUAGCGUCUUUGCGAUCGCGAAGUACCCUCGACUCCGACGCAAUGUGCUCCUCACCCUCUUCUUGUGGCUCAACUCCUGCUUGGUAUACUCUGCUGGUCAGCUAUAUGCGGCGCAGGUGACGCCCUCCCCGUUCUUGACGACAUCUGCCACAAACGGCGUUGACAUCCUCGCUACAGCGGUUGCCAUGCCUCUGGCGGACUACUGGGGACGGAAGCCGUCGAUGAUGAUGUUCUAUAUUCUGUCGGCCAUCUCGUACUUCAUCAUAGGACUCAUUUCCAAUUCUUUCCUAAUCAUGUUCAUCCUCCUGAUGAUCGGCCGCUUCGCCUUGACCAUGGCCUACAAUGUGGGAUAUCUCUACGCGGCAGAAGUUUAUCCGACUGAAGUUCGCUCUCAAGCUCUUUCGGUCAGACAGGCAUUCGGAUCCCUGGGGAAAUUCUUCAGUUCUCAGAUCGUCAUGCUUGCCUACUACGGUCCGUUCGUACCUUUGUUCCUGUUCGGAAUCAUCUCGGGAACAACGGCUGCGAUGGCCCUUCCCCUUCCUGAGACACUGCACCAAGACCUACCGGAAACGCUCGAAGAUGGAGAGAAUCUCAAAGGUUUGCCGCGGUCCUGGAUGUUCGGUUGUCCCGUGAAUCCUGAUCAGGAAGCUCCGGACUCCCCGGCGCGCCGCAGAGGGAGAACCCUGUCGGCUGCGUCCGCGGCUACAGUUGACUCCAUAUCACCGGAAAACUGA
Galendromus occidentalis (western predatory mite) is the source of this 1814-nucleotide messenger RNA. RefSeq names its product solute carrier family 22 member 8. The record is from RefSeq and is a predicted model, not a curated record. Gene Ontology annotation, molecular function: transmembrane transporter activity. Bases 105 to 1814 code for a protein of 569 amino acids. Gene Ontology annotation, cellular component: membrane. The transcript has 12 exons. Gene Ontology annotation, biological process: transmembrane transport. Lineage: Eukaryota; Metazoa; Arthropoda; Arachnida; Mesostigmata; Phytoseiidae.